This is a messenger RNA of Sorghum bicolor (sorghum), 1401 nucleotides long. RefSeq names its product aspartyl protease family protein At5g10770. The transcript is spliced from 3 exons. Gene Ontology annotation, biological process: proteolysis. The coding region runs from base 1 to 1401 and encodes 466 amino acids. Lineage: Eukaryota; Viridiplantae; Streptophyta; Magnoliopsida; Poales; Poaceae. The record is from RefSeq and is a predicted model, not a curated record. Gene Ontology annotation, molecular function: aspartic-type endopeptidase activity.
AUGGCCUCACUGCCUCUGCUCGUGUGUAUCAUCCUUUGCACCUACGAGUACUCCCUCGCUCAUGGAGGCAACGAGCACGGCUUUGUAGCGGUGCCAACCACUGCUUCUGAGCCAGAACCAGUAUGCUCUACAUCGGGAGAUACGAGACUCCCCAACACCGUGUCCGUGCCACUGGUGCACCGGCACGGGCCGUGCGCGCCGACGCAGCUGAGCUCCGACAAGCCGUCGUCCUUCACCGACAGACUCCGCCGAAACCGUGCCCGCUCGAAGUACAUCAUGAGCAGGGUGUCCAAGGGCAUGAUGGGAGACGACGCCGACGUGAGCAUCCCGACUCACUUGGGCGGCUCCGUGGACUCGCUGGAGUACGUGGUCACCGUGGGCUUAGGCACCCCGUCAGUGUCGCAGGUCCUCCUCAUCGACACCGGCAGCGACCUGUCGUGGGUGCAGUGCCAGCCCUGCAACUCCACUACGUGCUACCCGCAGAAGGACCCCCUGUUCGAUCCAAGCAAGUCUUCCACGUACGCUCCCAUCCCCUGCAACACCGACGCGUGCAGGGACCUCACCGACGACGGCUACGGCGGCGGCUGCGCGAGCGGCGACGGCGCCGCCCAGUGUGGAUUCGCCAUCACGUACGGAGACGGCUCGCAGACGAGGGGCGUGUACAGCAACGAGACGCUGGCGCUGGCGCCUGGGGUGGCCGUGAAGGAUUUCCGCUUCGGGUGCGGCCACGACCAGGACGGCGCCAACGACAAGUACGACGGCCUCUUGGGUCUCGGAGGCGCACCGGAGUCGCUCGUCGUGCAGACGGCCUCGGUCUACGGUGGCGCCUUCUCCUACUGUCUCCCGGCUCUAAACAACCAAGUGGGGUUCCUCGCCCUCGGCGGCGGCGGCGCCCCGAGCGGCGGUGUCGUCAACACAUCCGGCUUCGUGUUCACGCCGAUGAUCCGAGAAGAAGAGACAUUUUACGUGGUGAAUAUGACCGGCAUCACCGUAGGCGGGGAGCCCAUCGACGUCCCGCCGUCGGCGUUCUCCGGGGGCAUGAUCAUAGACUCCGGCACGGUCGUCACAGAGCUCCAGCACACCGCGUACAACGCGCUGCAGGCCGCGUUCCGGAAGGCCAUGGCGGCGUACCCGCUGGUGCGCAACGGGGAGCUCGACACCUGCUACGACUUUUCCGGCUACAGCAACGUCACCCUGCCGAAGGUUGCUCUCACGUUCAGUGGUGGCGCCACCAUCGACCUCGACGUCCCCAAUGGGAUAUUGUUGGACGACUGUCUCGCUUUCCAGGAGUCAGGGCCGGACGACCAGCCCGGAAUCCUUGGCAACGUGAAUCAGCGCACACUGGAGGUGCUGUACGACGCCGGUCGUGGUAGAGUCGGAUUCCGGGCUGCUGUCUGCUGA